Molecule: messenger RNA, 2405 nt
Organism: Zingiber officinale
Lineage: Eukaryota; Viridiplantae; Streptophyta; Magnoliopsida; Zingiberales; Zingiberaceae
Product: AUGMIN subunit 3-like
Exons: 19
Coding region: 122-2005 (627 amino acids)
Biological process (GO): centrosome cycle; spindle assembly
Cellular component (GO): mitotic spindle; centrosome; HAUS complex
Source: RefSeq, a predicted model, not a curated record
AGCCGGCCGGCAAAAAACAGCGCCCAUUUUGAUUUUCUUUCCUCGUCGCGGCGAUCUCAGGCCGAAUUUGCUUCUGCCUUCCCGAUCCUCUAACCGGCGUCGUGGGUUCCGGCGACAGGUGAUGAGCGGAAGCCGGCUGUGCGCCGUGCUUGCGGAGCUAGGCUUCGAUGGCCAGGACGCGCUCGAUCCGGACAGUUUCGAGUGGCCCUUCCAGUACGAGGAAGCACGCCCGGUUCUCGACUGGAUCUGCUCCAGCCUUCGCCCUUCUAAUGUUCUAUCCCUCCCAGAACUCUCACAAUAUGAACAGUUUCUUCAUGAAGGAAAGCUGUUGGAGGGGGAGGAUUUGGACUCUGCUUUUGACAGCAUUUCAGCCUUUUCAAGUAAGAAAGAUAACCAGGAAGCAGUAUUUGGAGCUGAAGAAAGGCUAAUAGAUAUCAGGGAGGCAAAACUUGCUUUCAAAGCGGAAGUAGUAGAAUUGCAAAAGCAGCUUGAACGCCAACAAUCAAUGUUUGAUUUACUAGCUAGCCAAGCUUCAGCUCUUAUUCAGGGUAGAAGGGCUAGAGUAUCUGCAACUUCAUUUGUUAACACACAACUUAUUACUUUAGAUGAGAAGUUUUCAGCGAGGAACUUAGAGAUGAAUUCUGUUCUAGGAAAAAUGUCCUCAACUGCUCAGGAGCUGGCUCACUAUCAUUCAGGGGAUGAGGGCGGGAUCUACUUAGCUUACUCGAGCUUUCAUCCUUAUUUGGUUGAAGAUUUAGCAUGUACAAGAGAGUUAAACCAGUGGUUUUCAAAACAGUUUGAGAAGGGUCCACUGCGGCUUGUUGCUGAGGAGGGUAAAUCUAAGUGUUCAUGGGUGAGUCUCGAUGACCUAACAAAUUGCUUGAUCCAAGGAGAUAAUCAAAAACCUCAUCAUCAUCAUCAUCAUCAUAAUCGUGUAGCUGAGCUCCAAAGGCUUCGUUCAAUAUUUGCUACGAGUGAGAGACAGUGGGUGGAAGCCCAAGUUGAGAAUGCUAAGCAACAGGCUAUUCUUUCAAUGCUCAAGUCUCAGAUAUCUUCUGAUGAGGCCCACAUUCAUCGAGAUAUAAAUUUCCUUAGGAAAAAACAUUCAGAAUUGGCUGGGGAACUUUCCAACCUCACCCAUAAAGAGCAGAAGUUCUUAGCUGAGGUUAUUCCACGCCUUUGCUCAGAUCUGGCUCAGCUGCAAGACACAUACAUUUUGCAGGGAGAUUAUGACCUGAAGGUUAUGCGACAGGAGUACUAUAUUAAUCGGCAGAAAAUGUUUAUUAAUCAUCUAGUUAAUCAACUUGCCAGACAUCAAUUUCUAAAAAUAGCUUGUCAAAUGGAAAGGAGGACAAUACUCGGGGCAUAUUCAUUGGCUAAAGUCAUUGAGUCAGAGUUGGAGGGCUAUUUAUCAGCAGGAAAUGGGCGUUUGGGUCAUUGUCUCUCCCUUAUUGAUGCUGCAAUGGAGGUACAAGAACAUGGAGCAGUGGAUGACCGUGACACGUUCCUGCAUGGUGUACGCGAUCUUUUAAGCAUUCACUCCAAUACUUCGGCUUCCUUACCAACUUAUGUAUCAGCACAUGGUAUAGUUCAGCAGAUAUCAGGGCUGCAGUCUGACUUGCUGUCUCUUCAAUUUGAACUUGAAAACACUCUUCCAGAAGACCGAAGGAGAUGUAUCAAUGAGCUAUGCACCUUAAUUCAAACUCUGGAGCAGCUGCUUUUUUCAUCUUCUGCAACUGCGGAGCCAUUGUUAACACCUAGGCCAUUGAUGCGUGCAAUUGAUGACAUGGAAAGGGUCAAUUCUCAAGUAUCUGCUUUUGUUGAAGAAGUGACAGAGGCUCAUCGCCAGAAGGCUGAGAUUGUCAAACAUCAUCCACACGAAGUCGGACGGGAGAGGCAGGUGUUUGUGGAUUUUUUCUGCAACCCAGAACGUCUCAGGAAUCAGGUCAGAGAACUGAAUGAGGUCAGAGAACUCAAUGCUCGAGUCAAGGCUCGUCCAGAUUGAGACCCAUACGGCGACUCUUUCCUUGUGCCACGUUUGAUACUGCCUUCUGCUCUGCAUAUGAGAGGCAGUUUCUAGGAUGAUAGCAGUGAGCUUAUAUUCUGCUGUGUAAAGAGUAUCACAAUACCUGAGAAGCGGCCUUUAGCUAUGAAAAAUGCGACCAGGACACUUUUAGUGAGACAAAUCAUCUGCGAUUUUUGUGUUAAUAUUUUGUUCAUGUAAACUUUGUACACUUAUUGCAUUUAAAUGUAUGCCUUUACCAGGCAAAAUGUAUCUGUAUCUAAUGAUUUAGUUCCAUUUCCCCUGAAGGAUGCUCCUGUAUAUGUCGAUCAGAGAUUACAGAUUGAGCUGUGUUUGUUGUCCAAUCUAUUCACAAAAUUCAGUGGUUGGUAUGCUUGUUCAA